CCCAUCCCUCUCUCCGCUUGAGGGUUCCCGAGGACAAGGGUAUAAGAGGGGGUCGAUGUGAAAGCAUUUUUUUCCCAUAAAACCUCAGGUUACUGGUUUCUCCACUGUAGCAUUCAGUUGGAGUGUCUCGUGUGUGAGAGGAGAUUUCGUAUUCACAGUGUGAGUUUGAGAGAGAGGAGAUUUCUCUGAUUUUGUCAGUCGACAUGGAUCGUCUGGACAGAAGGCUGGCAGUGACUCUUCUGCUCUUCUCAUUCAUCUCGUUCUCCACUCAGAAAACCUCAAUCUCCUGGUGUGUGGUGUCGGAGGCAGAGGAGCAGAAGUGUCUGGAUCUGGCUGGGAGUGCUACAGCCCGGAAUAUCAGAGGAACGCUGCUGUGUGUCCGUGGCCAGAGUCCCACAGACUGUAUGGAGAAGAUCAAGAAUGGUACAGCAGAUGCAGCAGCCAUGUUUGCUGAUGACAUCUACACAGCCGGCUGGUGCUUUGGACUAGAACUGGCUGCUGGAGAGUCUUACAACGGACUGGAUGGUAUCAGCUACUAUGUUGUAGCUCUGGCUCGUCGCUCCUCCAGUGACCUGUCCCUGUUGGAGAUGCAUGAACGCAGCUCCUGUCACCCAGGGAUCCGUACCACGGUGGGGUGGACUGUUCCUAUUGGCUUCCUGGUCAACACCUCACAGAUCAGUGUCGAUGAACAAUGCAACUUUCCUAAAGCGGUGGGGGAUUUCUUUGGCUACAGCUGUGUACCAGGAAUAAAGGACAGAGAACACGACCCCAGAGGAAGCAACCCUAAGAACCUGUGUGAAGCCUGCAUAGGAGACGACAACGAGAGACAUAUAUGUGUUAACAAUCACCGAGAGAGACACUAUGGAGAGGCUGGGGCACUGAGGUGUGUGGCUGAGAAUUUGGGCGAUGUGGCAUUUGUCAAACACACCACCAUUUUUGACAACAUGGAUGGCAACAAUAUGGAAUCAUGGGCCAUGGACCUGGAACUGGAGGACCUGAAGCUGCUGUGCCCGGAUGGCAGUGAGGCUGGGCCGUUUGACCAUGAGACGUGUCACCUGGCUGUGGUACCAGCUAACGCUGUGGUGGUACGCCUAGAGGACAAGUGUAGAGUCUGGAAAUACCUGGAACGCUUACAGAAUGCGUUUGGGAACACCACCAUGUUCAGCUCAGUGGGCUACACCCAAUCAGAUCUCCUGUUUUCUGACUCCACCCACCACCUGCUCAGGGUUGUGGGUAGUUACACUUCCUGGUUGGGUCCCUCAUACACCACGGCCCUGCAGGCCUUCGAGUGUGAAAGUUUGUGCUGAUCCUUCUAGAAAGAAAUCAACCAGCAUCCUCUCCAUCUCUCCCCUCACUAUCUCUCCACCUCUUUCUUUCCCUCCCUCCAUAUCGUAUCCUCCCUCCAUACCCACCUCCCUUCCUUCCUCCAUCCUCCCCUCCCCCCCCUAUACCCUCCCUCCCUCCCUCCCUCUGUGUGAUGAUAUGGUAGAUAUUCGGAGUGUUUCUUUGCUCCCACACAGUUCCAGUAGUCACUUAUCCUCCUAUAAAAAAUAUCAAUGUCAUUAACUCACUGAAUCACAAUCUCUGUGUGUGUGUGUGUGUGUGUGUGUGUGUGUGUGUGUGUGUGUGUGUGUGUGUGUGUGUGUGUGUGUGUGUGUGUGUGUGUGUGUGUGUGUGUGUGUGCGUGCGUGCGUGCGUGCACCCAUGGUUCACUGCGUUCCCACGGUUGGUAUAGCAGACCACCAUGCUAGUCACUCUACACCUGACAGAGAGGGGAUUACAGCUAUAAAUCGCCACCAGACACUGAUCUAAGGUCAGGUUAAUGUUUUGGUGGUUAAUGUUCCAUUUUGGGAAGGUAAGCUGAUCCUAGAUCUGUGCUAAAAUAGGAACUUCUACCCAGAGCAGUAAUCCAUGACACUCUAUACACAGCAAUUCAAAACAAAUGCCGACUCACACUGCAUUAAACCAUGUAUUCAGAGCGUUUUGAUUGACCUUGAAGGUGCUGAAAUAUUGGUGAUAAUACGUGUGAUAAGAUGUUUGAAGCCACUGAAAUUAUGUUUGUACUGUAAAUCACUGCCACCAUUGAAUGAACAGGAAUUACCAUUUUUUUCUAUCAUUUCUUCUGGAGAAUGUUCUCUCUAUCAAAACAAUUCCUUAUGACCUCUAUAUUUUGUUAAUGUUGUACCCGUAGAGUAACUCACUCUACGGAGGUAUAUUGGUGCUGUGACACUACAGUAUUUUCUGUCUGUCUUCAGGAUAUAAAUUGUUCUAAAGAGACCUGUGUGUAAAUACUCUUCACCUGCUUGUAUUUGUAGUUCUGCAACCUCUUUAAAUAUAUUAAAGAAAUGAUGACAAAAUGUUGGCAAAGGCGUCUUUGCUUUGGAAGAAGUGGAUUCUAGGCGCCGUUAUAGAGGGGUAACACACACACACACACACACACACACACACACAC
This is a messenger RNA of Oncorhynchus keta (chum salmon), 2452 nucleotides long. It is a transcript of the gene otomp, whose product is annotated as otolith matrix protein. Gene Ontology annotation, biological process: iron ion transport. Gene Ontology annotation, cellular component: plasma membrane; recycling endosome; early endosome. Bases 204 to 1307 code for a protein of 367 amino acids. The transcript is spliced from 10 exons. The record is from RefSeq and is a predicted model, not a curated record. Lineage: Eukaryota; Metazoa; Chordata; Actinopteri; Salmoniformes; Salmonidae.